Drosophila obscura is the source of this 1213-nucleotide messenger RNA. Its product is annotated as L-galactose dehydrogenase. The transcript is spliced from 2 exons. Lineage: Eukaryota; Metazoa; Arthropoda; Insecta; Diptera; Drosophilidae. Gene Ontology annotation, molecular function: L-galactose dehydrogenase activity. The record is from RefSeq and is a predicted model, not a curated record. Bases 44 to 1066 code for a protein of 340 amino acids. Gene Ontology annotation, cellular component: cytosol.
UAGGUUCUGUACCCAUUCCUAAUUAAACACUCACAAAAUAAAGAUGCCUGGACCACUGCCAGCCACCUUUGUCAAGGGCUUCCAUAAUGAGGAGCUGGUGCGACGCAUGGAGUACCGGGAGCUGGGCAGCACAGGACUUCGCGUGUCCAAGAUAUCCCUGGGUGGCGCCACCCUGUCCUCCAUUUUCUACAACGACUUUAAAUGUGAGGAGGGUAUCAAGACGGUGCAGGAGGCAAUCAAAGCGGGCAUCAACUACAUUGACACCGCUCCCUUCUACGGCAAUUCGGAGGCGCUGCUCGGCCAGGCCCUGAAGGGUGUACCUCGGGAGGCCUACUACAUAGCCACCAAAGUGGCUCGCUAUGAGCUGGAUCCCAAGAAAAUGUUCAACUAUACGGCGGCCAAGGCGAGGGAGAGUGUGAAGCGGAGCCUGGCUCUGCUUGGCCUGGAGCAAGUGGACGUCCUGCAGGUGCACGAUGUGGACGCCGCCCCCAGCCUGGACAUGGUUCUGAACGAGACUAUACCCGUUCUGGAGGAGUAUGUGAAGGCGGGCAAGGCUCGCUUCAUCGGUAUCACCGCCUAUGAUGUGGACGUGCUCAAGGAGUGCGCCGAGCGCGGCAAGGGACGCAUCCAGGUGGUCCUCAACUAUGCCCGCUAUACGCUGGUGGACAACACCCUGCUGCGCCACAUGAAGGCCUUCAAGGAGCUGCAUGUUGGCGUGAUUUGUGCCGCUGCCCACUCGCUGGGGCUACUCACCAAUGCUGGACCCCCGUCCAUCCAUCCCGGUAGUCCGGAGCUUCAGGCUCUGGGUCGGCGGGCAGCAGAGAUCUGCAAGCAGCGUGACGUGGAGCUGGGCAAGUUGGCCAUGUACUACACCAUGCAACUGGACGGCGCAGCCACCUUCCUCAUCGGCAUUCCCAAUCGCCGGCUGCUGCAGAUUAAUCUGGACGCAAUCUUCGUCGGUCUCACCUCACACGAGCAGGAAGUGCUGCAGUAUCUGCGCGAAAAUAUUUUCACCAAAUCCUAUAGCUGGGGCUCCACUUUAUCAACUAUCAACAAGUUCCAGUGAGUGGAAAUCAUAGCUGAAGGAAUUAAAAUCAUUUAGUGACGACUGGUAGAAGCACAACUUUAACCACAUUUGUAAUAUUAUAAUAUGUAAUAAUGUUAGUACAUACAUAUAUCAUAAAAUAUAAUAAUGAAAAUAAAAUAAAGUAAU